AGGGUACUUUCCCUGCCACCAUCGUGGUCAUGGUAUUUCCCCUAUCAGGUAAGUAUUGUGGGGCAGGUCCCUAAGGGAGCUCCUGGUGCUCUACCCACCCCACUCCUCCCUGCAGACGAGGCCCUUCCUGGGGGUUCUGGAGUGUGGACACCUCACAUAGGAGAGAAUGUUCUCCUGUCUGCCCUGGAAACCCCGGAGACCCCCGUGUCUACAGGCCAGAAGAGCCUCUUGGCUCAGCCGGGCAGCAUCUCAGCGUCAGGGCGGCAGCAGCAACUGGUCCAACCUGCAGAACAAACGUCACAGCUUUCUGGUGCACCAUGGAAGAAGUGAUGAGGACUUUAUCUGGGUCCAAGACCCCUGUCUCUUUGGACAUGUACCAGAGCUCAUACAUGACAGACUACAGACCGUAUGGUGACUACAGGCAGUCCACUGUGCACUCACAGAAAGUGAAAUCGGCAGAAACUCAGCAGGACAUCACAGAGUCUGCAGCACCUCUUGAAUACCAGCCCACAGACAAUACUGUUGGCCAGAGAAGAGGAACCACUGAAGGACCUUGCCUUAAAGCAGCCAAUGGCUCUGGAGACAAAUUGAAGAAGAGUCACGUGGGCAACUCAUGUGGCUCUGAAUCAUUCCAAACAGUCCAAGAUCAGAGGAAGUAUUUUAAUUCAUCCCUUCCUAAUGCAGAAAGCUACCUCCCUAGGUAUAAUCCUCCCACAAAUCACAAGGACAAAUUACGGAGAACACAAACUCCCAGCCCGCUAGAAAAGGUGGCUUUUUAUCCCCAGUCUCCACCAACCGCUGUGCAGCCUUCAAGGAAAGAAGAGCCUCAAGGGCCAGCACUGUGCAAUCAAGAACCAGGUCACAGCUGGGACUCUUACCAGCAAUUUAUCCAGGAGACCUGCAGAGCAAGGCAGCGAACAGCUCAGCAGAACAAGAGCAGGAUUCUGGGCUCUUCCGUUUUCAGGGAAGAGCGCUUCAACAUUGAUAAGAGAAGUACCUAUAGCACUGAUUUCAAAUCCUGGAGUGGAGGCUAUGAUGGGCAAUGUACAGCACAUAGGAAUGUCUCCAACAUUUUAUUUCAAGAUGGCUGCCACAACCAGAACCCCUGGAUUUCAGAAUACAAGGACAACUACAGUGUUUUCUUGCAGAGGCUCAACUGGCCAUCCCACAACUCCAUCUCUGGUCUGUGUUCACCUGUAAAGCCCUUCUCACACCUUUCUCAUGGGCUGUCACCUCAGAAGCCCAUUGCAGUGAACACGGCCUUUUGAACAUUGUUACAGAGUCAGUGCUGCCUUUAAGACUCUGCUCUGAGAGCUCUCCAACAAGCCAGCCAUGAUAUUAUCUGGGAGACCAUCGAUGCCUGGGCAGCCCUUUGUGUUCCACAUUUGUCAUUGCCUUUAUAAGCUUGUUUUGAAGUAAUUCAUACAGAUCUGUCAGUAUUCCCAUGUUUAUUACACCUGAACCACCACACUGGUUUUAAACUCCAGAUGAAGAACAAACUUCAGUUCAGUGAAAUAUAUUCAUCUGAAAAAAUAUUUAGAAAGUUCCCACUGGUUGUGUUAUA
Molecule: messenger RNA, 1564 nt
Organism: Alligator mississippiensis (American alligator)
Lineage: Eukaryota; Metazoa; Chordata; Crocodylia; Alligatoridae
Exons: 8
Coding region: 318-1268 (316 amino acids)
Source: RefSeq, a predicted model, not a curated record